CACCGGGGAGCGGGCCGCGCCGGGGGCGGGGGCCCCCGCACGCCAUGUCCGCGGAGAGGCGGCCGCGCCCGGGCCCGAGCGGCGAGGGCAUCAAGUUGUCAGCAGAAGUCAAACCAGUUGUUCCAAAACAUGCGGCAGUAACUGUGGGAUGGUCAGAACCCUCAGAAGCUUGUGUCUUUCCUAGAUACUUAACUACAUGCUACCCACUUGUUCAGGAACCAUCUUUGGAUAAUGUUCUGGGAGAUCCUGCAUUCCAUGAAUACUCCAGCUGCUCUUACUCACCUGAUGUUGUUGCAAAUGCAUAUCCAGUAGCUGGCUCACAGUAUCGCUCUAACAACUCAACACACUCUAAUGGUUUGGGAAUAGUCAGUGAAUCAACUGAGAAAACAUAUCCAAUCAGACAAGAAAGUAAGAAUCUUUCAAAGCAGAGGAGAUCAAAAGAGAGUGAGAAAAAAAUAGACAAGAAAAGGCACGAUGGAGAUGACUCUUCUGUCAGAAUUGUGAACAGGACUUCGUACCAGACCUCUGCAUGCAGCAGAGAUUCCGUGAAGCCAGACAGGUUCAGUAACACUACAAACAAGAAGCCAACUCAGACUCCAAAAACAGAGUCUCUUCCUGUACCUGCAUUUGAAACUAGCAUCCUGGAUUUCCACAAGUCACAGAGUUUGGGAAGCAGUGAGAAUGUACAGCAUAGAAGUGGACGCAUAUGUUCAGCGGGAAGUAAUAUUACGUGCCUUAGUCAACCACAGAUGUCUUUUUGGUUGAACACACAGGAAGAUACCUCUGCAGAAUGCAAAGCUUCAACAAAAACUUCAGAUGAAACAGUAGCCACCUUAAUUCCCUCUUCAUUUGAUGGUACAGCAUUUCCUGAAACACCUGCAGAUGGCUCUGCUCAGCCACACGUGUCUUGGGCCAUGGUACUUUCACAGCCCCCAAAGAAAAUUGUGUCAUCACCAGUACCUGAAGGUCUUUCCAGAGGCAAAGGCAAGCAGGAUAGUGAAGUGAAGCAGUCAGAAACAAAAAACGACGCUAGUGAAACUGAGCCUGAAGAAGGGUCAGAGAAGAAGAAAAAGAAGAAGAAAAAGAAGAAAAAAACGAAGUCACCCACUGAUAUGGAGAAACCUCAAAAUGAAUCUACUACAAUACAGGAACCACCAAGGAUUGAGGAUGCUGAGGAGUUUCCUGAUCUGGCAGCUGCCUCUGAUAGAAGAAACAGACUAGGAUCUCAGAAAUCAUCAUUUACUCCUGCUGUCAGAAAGCAGUCUGAAAUCCAUCUAACAGAAGAGCCUUGGGAUAGUUGGUCUCCCACACUGGAUGGUACUCUCAAGGUGGAUGGACUGUCAGGGAAGCAAGCUUCAUCUUCUAUAUUAGAAAGAAAGAAAAUGCAGGAAACAUCCAGGAGCAGUGGAAAGAAGAGUCAAAUUCCUGUGCAGUUGGAUUUGGGUGGCAUGCUGGCAGCCUUGGAGCAGAAGCAGCAAACAGAGAAGUCAAAACAGUCUUCUAAACCUGUGGUGUUUUCAGUUGGUGGUGCUAUACCAUUGCUUUCUAAAGAACCUACUACAGUCACAAAAAGUCACCGAUCAAACCAAGGAAAGAUGCCUCAUAACCCUUUGGAUUCCAGCGCGCCUUUGGUAAAGAAAGGGAAACAGAGAGAAGUCCCUAAGGCAAAAAGACCGACACCUCUUAAAAAGAUUAUUCUGAAAGAAAGAGAACAACGAAAACAGCAACACCUGUUAGAACAGACAGCAGUCCCAAAAGCUGAAGAUAAUAUUUGUAAGUCUGCAGAAAAUAUGACAGAAGAUGAAACGCUUCCACUGGAUGGUCAAGCAGCUGUUCCUGUAACACAAGUUACUGAAGGGUUUCUAGAGAACACAGGGAUCAAGGAAUCAACAAAAGCUUCUAUGACCUCAAAGCAGCCAGCCUCCAAUCUUCCAAAAAUCCACAGCAGGAAUUUCAGAGAUUAUUGCAGUCAGGUUCUUAGUAAAGAAGUUGACAGUUGUGUGACAGAUCUCUUAAAAGAACUGGUUCGUUUCCAAGAUCGCUUGUAUCAGAAAGAUCCAGUAAAGGCCAAGAUAAAACGCAGGCUUGUUAUGGGUCUCAGAGAAGUUUUGAAACACCUGAAGCUGAAAAAACUGAAGUGUGUCAUCAUCUCUCCUAACUGUGAAAAGAUUCAGUCAAAGGGUGGGUUGGAUGAGACUCUACACAACAUUAUUGACUGUGCCUGUGAACAGAAUAUCCCUUUUGUUUUUGCCCUUAAUCGCAAGGCCUUGGGCCGAUGUCUGAACAAAGCAGUGCCUGUGAGUGUGGUGGGAAUUUUUAGCUAUGAUGGGGCUCAGGACCAUUUUCAUAGAAUGGUACAACUGACAACAGAGGCCAGGAAGGCCUACAAAGAUAUGAUAGCAGCUUUAGAGGAAGAAGCUGAAGGAGGACCAAGAGAAACCCAACCCAGCAUCUUAACCACUGAAUAUGAAAAAAAUGGCUUAUCAGAAACUGGCAAAACAUCUUCCAAGGACUCUGAUGAGGAUGUACCAAAUUACAUUAAAAUCUGGAGGAGAAAACUUGAAGAAGAGUAUAACCCAUAUGCACUGGAACUGGAAAAGAGUGCAGCGGCUUCUGAAUUCACUAUCACCAUGUCAGAGCAUCAGUAAAAUCCAGAUCCAAUUCUAUUGGGCUUUUAAUUAUAUUUUUUCAGACCCCUAGGAAGAGGAUAGUAAAAUAAAAUAAUCGAAGAAAUAUCUGAAGUCAGCUAAGUAAACCAUUCUGAGUCCCUCUAAGCAAAAUAGGCACUGGAGCAAAUGAGGCACUGGCUAAUGCUUUUAUGUGCUGUGUGUUUGGUUGAUCACUAUAGCAGAUGAUAACAGCAAACUGUCUUAGCCCCAGACAACUUGGAAUGGAUUUAUAGGGUAGCAUUGAUUUGUUAGUGAUACAACAUAGCAAAAGAUCUUGCUAGAAGAGUAAUUUUAUUUGGGAAGAGAUACCAUGAGCCAGAACGUUGGGACUUGGUAUUUGCUUUUUGUAACUCUUGUUUAAAGAACUUCACCUGUUGUUUGUUGGUGGGUUUGGUUUUUGUUGGAGUUUUUUUUUUCUUCUGAAGAAACCUGUUCAGGUGGGCAGGCUGGCAUCAGCGUCACUCUCCUCCAGUCAGCAAGAAAUGUGUUCUGGGCAGGCAGUUUGUUUGUUUGAAACUAAUUAAGGAAGACUAUCAUGACAAAGUUCCCAGUCAGCUCUUCUUUGUGGUAUAUGUGUUCUUCUGGGAUCAUACAGCAGGUAUAAAGGGGAGUAUAAACUACAAAGGUCUGAAAUUCCUGCAGUGAAAAUGCUCUGUUUAGAAAUUUGUGAACUUGAUUAACUGUACCACGAUGGUGUUUCUUUUGCUACUGAGACUAGUUUAUCAUAGGUCUUGCUUUGAAGUUAUAGGCUAUUUUCUGAAGGACAGCAUAUGUGCCAGCCUGCCAUCCUAUGUGUACCUUCUCCAUGCUGACAGACUCCUCAUUCCUUCAAUUUGGGGUUUUGUUGGUACAUAUAUGAAAAAGUUUUUGAUCAGUAUCAGAUUGUAUCUAAGGUGGGGAAAAUUUGUAUCUUAAAAAACAAAAUGUGCUCAUAAUGAUGGUGGAGCAUGUUAGUGGGGAUGUCCUGCAUAAAUACCAUUGUUUACAAGUUGCAGAUAUAAGAGAACAAGCCUAAAGAAAGUAAUUGGAGGAUGCACACGUAACUUGUCAGUUGUUCAGAAAGAUGACAGAGAUGCCAUGUGCUGCUGCCAGCAUCUCUGCAGUGUGUCUAAGUAAGUGCUUCACAUAUGGAACAUUUGUAGUGCAAUACGUUGGAAAGUAGCUGCCUUGUGAAGUUAGAAGUGGUAUAAAAACUUUGAAUAAUUUUGAAGUUCAAACAAUUUUGUAGAAUGUAAAUUGUAUUAAAUGUUACAAUAUAUUGAUUCUAUAAAGUAUGGUUGUGACUCAGUUGAACUCUUCCAGUGGGCAUUCAACGAUACUUGAAAUGUCAGUUUUGAGGAGGAAUAUUGGCAAGGGAAGUCAUCCUUAAGCCGAAAUGCACAGUUGGUCACUGGUUAUGAUGAUGAUUUUUUUGUAUUAGUUUGUUCUAAUUUUAAAUGGAAAUUAAGAGUGAAACAUCCCAGUGAUGAAAGAUGGUUUUGGCCAGUGGCUAUCAAUCCAGAGGUAAGUUGUGAUUUAUUCAUACUUCUACCACUUUGAGACACAUCUAAAACAUUGAAACAACUAAGCCCAGUCACUGCAUGGAAUGGGGGCCCAUUCACAUUAACAGCUCAUUUUUCCUUUUUCUUUUUGUAUUUUCUAUUGUCUUCCUGUAGAAGAGCAUGAAGAGUUAUUCUGGAAACAAAACAUAGGUUGUUCAAAAUUGUAGGGAGUUAUUUCUUGUUCUUAGAGUACAGCAAAAAUUUUUACUGCUUUCAGUACUUCACUGCAGAGACAAGGCAAAGCUCAGCCAUGCUCAUCUAAAACUCUGACCUCAAUAUUCCAAAGCUUUUCCUUCCCCACUUAGCACCACUAAACUAAACUUUAGCCUGCUUGAAAUAUAUGGAACACAUAGAGAAGGGACAACACAAGAAAAAGCUUUUUAUAGUUGUCCCUGAGCCAUGAAAGAGGUCAGAAGAGAAACACAGUGUGGGGGAAAGAUUCCCUCUGAAUGCUGGUGUCAGAAGUCUGCACCAAUUUGUGAUUACCAAUGUAAAUGGUUCAGUGUGUACAAAUUUUCAUGCUGUAUGUGUCUGGUGGGUGGUCCAGUACUGGAGGUGGGAAGUAUCAUUCAGUUAAAGUCUUCGAGUGAGGAGAAUGUUUUCUUUAAUGCGGGAAACAGCCUAGUUUAAAUCUUACCUCUUAGAGAAUAAUCUAGGGAGAAGUGUAAUGCUUUCUGCUAUUGCUGGGAGCAGCUGUCCCUAUGAGCUCAAGCUAUAGUGAUUCUUAGAUGGCAUCUUACUUGUUUCCACAUUGCUGAAAACCACUAAGGAGAUAAGACAGAAAACUUGAAUUAUGCCUUAGACAUUUCUUUAUUAGAUGCAGAAGGACAGAACUUUGAACAGCAAUGCAGGAAAAUAGUUUCAAUAUGGAUUAAGUAGGCCCUCACAUUUUCACUCUGCAGUUGUUCACUAGGAAGAGUCUUAGAAUUCAUUCAACAUUUUUAACUUGGGUACUCUGUAAUCUCUUUGUAUUUUGAGCAUUAGUCAGAACUUCUUUAACUUGCUGACACCUGAAAGGAAUGCUCUUCAAAACACUGGGAACAGAGUAUGAGGGUAAACAUAUUAAAAGAAAGUAAGUGGGCAAGUUAAAGUGCCUUUAAAUAAAGGUGAUCCACAUCUUACUAUUCAUCUCUAAAUCAUAGGCCAAGAUUCUUAAGUCCAAAAUUAACUGGUUUGCUUAAUGAACUCAAAACAGAAGCCAACGUCAUAUUAUAUUGUUUGAGCAGCACAACUGUUACUGCAAUCAGUUUUGUUCUUCAUUAAGCUGAAAUAACUGGCGUCAGAAAACCAGAUAGUUCCAGCAUGGGAUGAGUGGCGUCUCUUCUGGCACAUAUAACUUAGUUAUUCUUUGGUGCAGUAAGGAUAUCCUCUUUCACCUCAUGCUUCAGGUGAUCCUCCUGUACAGCCAUUUUAAUACCAGCACUAGCAAAAUAAGUGUUUGAAAACUGUGAUAUUAAAAGAGUACUGGCUACACUUAA
This is a messenger RNA of Strigops habroptila (Kakapo), 5688 nucleotides long. It is a transcript of the gene SECISBP2, whose product is annotated as SECIS binding protein 2. Gene Ontology annotation, molecular function: selenocysteine insertion sequence binding; mRNA 3'-UTR binding; ribonucleoprotein complex binding. NCBI's taxonomy places the organism in Eukaryota, Metazoa, Chordata, Aves, Psittaciformes, Psittacidae. Gene Ontology annotation, biological process: selenocysteine incorporation. The record is from RefSeq and is a predicted model, not a curated record. The transcript is spliced from 18 exons. The coding region runs from base 45 to 2648 and encodes 867 amino acids. Gene Ontology annotation, cellular component: ribonucleoprotein complex.